Messenger RNA from Chrysemys picta bellii (western painted turtle), 2252 nucleotides. Lineage: Eukaryota; Metazoa; Chordata; Testudines; Emydidae. The record is from RefSeq and is a predicted model, not a curated record.
UAGUUAAUCAAGCGGAACUGAGAGAGGCUAUAGGCUUGCAUGCUCUGCAUGCUCUCUUCCACCGCACAAUAUUGGCUUGCACACUCUGUUCCACCGCACAAUAUAUAAAGUGUGGAUUCUGAAAUACCAGUAAACUCCCUGCUAGAACCCAGAAUAAUUGCUACACUCUGUAAUGGAGCCUCUGGGAGCAACAACUAUUUUCCUGGCAGUGUGCAUCUCUUGCCUUCUUUUCCUUUCAGCAUGGAAAAAGAUGUCUGGAAGUGGGAAUCUGCCACCUGGCCCUGUUGCUUUUCCCAUCAUAGGAAAUGCACUGCAGCUGUAUAAGAAGAACUUGCCCCAAUCAAUGCGUGAGCUCAGUGCAAAGUACGGCCCGAUUUUCACAAUAUAUUUGGGCUCAGAGCGGGUUGUGGUGCUGUAUGGACAUGAAGUUGUGAAGGAAGCGCUGAUUGAUCAAGGGGACGAGUUCAGUGACAGAGGACUCUGGCCCCUCCUUCCUUUCUUUCCCUUUCUCUUCCCUUUUUCAGGUAUUUCUAUGGCCAGUGCGGUGCCGUGGAAGGAGCUACGCCGAUUUACCCUCACCACUUUGAGGGAUUUUGGGAUGGGGAAGAAGAGCACUGAAGAGCGAAUCCUGGAGGAAGCCCAUUUCCUACUUGACAGGCUUCCUCAGUACUGCUGGCGGCCCUUUGACCCCACCCUCUUCCUCAACCAUUCUGUCUCCAAUGUCAUCUGCUCCAUCGUCUUUGGGGACCGGUUUGACUAUGAAGAUAAGAAGUUUGUGACUUUAAUAAAUCUCAUAGAGGAAAGUAACAAGCUCCAGUGCUCUCCCUGGACAGCGCUGUACAAUUUUUUCCCGACUCUCAUGCAUUACAUCCCUGGGCCUCACCAGAGAAUCUUUAAACACUUUGAGGAGUUGAGAAAGUUUGUUCUAGAGAGAGUGGAGAUGCACAGAGAGUCCCUGGAGCCCAGCUGCCCUCGAGACUUCAUCGAUGCUUUCCUCAUCAAAAUAAAACAGGAGCAACACAACAGCCAGUCAGAAUUUACCACUGAGAACAUGUUAAGAAGAACAUUAGGCUUAUUCUUUGCUGGAACAGGGACAACCAGUGCCACCUUGAAACAUGGACUCCUGCUUCUUAUGAAAUACCCAGAAAUAGAAGAGAAGGUUCACGAAGAGAUUGACCGUGUGAUUGGCCGAAGCCGAAGCCCCUGCAUGGCGGACCGAAGCCAGAUGCCCUAUACAGAUGCUGUGGUCCAUGAGACCCAGAGAUUCGUCUCUCUUGCCCCUCUUGGUGUCCCACGUGCUGUGACUAGAGACACUCGUUUCAGACAAUACAUUAUCCCCAAGGGCACCACUAUAUUCCCUGUACUGCAGUCAGUCCUAUAUGACAGCAAGGAAUUUCCAAAGCCAGAGCAAUUUAACCCAGGGCAUUUCUUGGAUGAAAAUGGUGCCUUCAAGAAGAGUGACUUCUUCAUGCCUUUUUCUAUAGGGAAACGGAGUUGCGUGGGAGAGGGUCUGGCUCGGAUGCAGCUAUUUUUGCUACUGACAACGAUUUUGCAGAACUUUACCUUGAAGCCUCUCAUUGACCCCAAGGAUAUUGAUAUAACUCCGAUGACAUUAACCUCAAAUGCCCCAAUGUCCUACCAGCUCAUUGUUAUUCCUCGGUAAAUACCUUGAAAAGUCACCUCCAUUUCCUGAGGUGAUUAAUUUGAUUGUCUGUGAUCUUGAACUCCUUAAUACAGUGACAGAAAUUAACUAAUUGCCAGGAAAUGCACAGACAAAUUAGUCAACUUUUUAAGUAACUAGGAUUUAACAAAAUUAAGUGUUAUACCAUAAAAUAACUACAUAAUUGACUCUAAUGGCAUGUACAAUAAUCCUGCAGUGUUCUCAAAUGGGCUCAGGUGUGAAUCUAUUCUCAACAUAAGCUGUUUUUAGUUCAUUUGUGGUGUAGUUGACACCCAUGAAAGCUUCUUUGACAGCUGUAAAGGCUGCUCUGUUCACAAGGAGCUAGUAACAAUGUCCAGCAUUUUGGGUUUGUUCAGCCAAUGCUAGCGAAUUAUGACGAUGACAUUCUGCUUCAGUGGGGAGAGUUUCUGUGGCAGGGGACUGAACUGGCGUUUGCACUCCCCACUUUACCCAAGCAGGUUCAGAUAAAUUCAGUAGGAUUAAUCUUUUACUCUUCAUACAGAUUCUUUCUAUAAUUUUUGUAACUCAACUCUGGCGUCUUAAAUCUAUAAAAUAAAAUUCCAGGAAUGUC